GUUGGGGGGAUGGGGCCGUGUCGAGGAUGAGAGACUCAAAAUAUUUACCACUCGGCUAACUAAAUAUCUUUUUUUCUGAACUGGGCUUCCUUCUUCGUUCUUGUACAUAUAUACACUUUUCGAUCACGCAUGAGUUUGGGUGGAUUUUGUCCCAAAUAAAGUGGAGUAUCUGUACGUCCACGACACACGCUUAAAAAGUCGACAAAAUGUAUUCCUCUGCUGGAGCCACCGAGAUGCAAGAGGGACCCCGUUCCUCUGGGUCAACAGGCUCUGACCCCCCUGAUUUAGACCCGCCAUCCUCCCCAGUGCCAGAAUAUGUGUUCAAGCCACCAUCUCGGCCAGACUUUGGCACCAUGGGCAGGACCAUUAAGCUCCAAGCCAAUUUCUUCGAGAUGGAAAUCCCCAAACUGGAGGUUUACCAUUAUGAUAUCGACAUUAAGCCUGAGAAAUGCCCCAGGAGGGUCAACCGCGAAAUUGUGGAGCACAUGGUCCAGCACUUUAAAACGCAGAUCUUUGGUGAUCGUAAGCCGGUGUACGACGGGAGGAAGAAUCUGUACACCGCCAUGCCUUUGCCCAUAGGCAGAGACAAAGUGGAGCUCGAAGUAACCAUUCCUGGUGAAGGCAAAGACCGCAGCUUCAAAGUUUCCAUCAAGUGGGUCUCCUGCGUGAGCCUGCAGGCGCUGCACGAGGCUCUGGCAGGGCGGCUACCCAGCGUCCCCUUCGAGACCGUCCAAGCCUUGGAUGUAGUCAUGAGACAUUUACCCUCUAUGAGGUACACCCCUGUGGGCCGCUCUUUCUUCACCCCCUCAGAGGGAUGUUCGAACCCCCUCGGUGGAGGCAGAGAGGUGUGGUUCGGCUUCCACCAGUCUGUCAGGCCUUCCCUUUGGAAAAUGAUGCUCAACAUCGAUGUUUCUGCCACUGCGUUCUACAAAGCCCAGCCUGUAAUUGAGUUCAUGUGUGAGGUCCUGGAUUUCAAAAGCAUUGAAGAACAACAGAAGCCCUUAACAGACUCCCAACGAGUGAAAUUUACAAAGGAAAUCAAAGGCCUGAAAGUGGAGAUCACUCACUGUGGGCAGAUGAAGAGGAAGUACAGAGUGUGCAACGUGACCAGAAGACCAGCCAGCCACCAAACGUUCCCUCUGCAGCAGGAAAAUGGCCAAACUAUUGAAUGCACAGUAGCACAGUACUUCAAAGACAAGUACAAGCUCAUCCUGAGAUACCCCCACCUCCCGUGUCUUCAGGUGGGACAAGAGCAGAAGCACACCUACCUACCUCUAGAGGUGUGUAACAUAGUGGCAGGACAGCGCUGCAUCAAAAAGCUGACUGACAAUCAGACCUCCACUAUGAUUCGUGCCACAGCCCGAUCGGCACCAGACCGUCAGGACGAGAUUAGUAAACUGAUGAGGAGUGCCAACUUCAACACCGACCCUUACGUUCGUGAGUUCGGAGUGAUGGUGAGGGACGAGAUGACAGAAGUGAACGGCCGUGUCCUACAAGCACCUUCCAUUCUGUAUGGAGGCAGGAACAAAGCAAUAGCCACUCCAAUCCAGGGAGUGUGGGACAUGAGGAACAAGCAGUUCCACACCGGCAUCGAGAUCAAAGUGUGGGCCAUCGCCUGCUUUGCCCCCCAAAGGCAGUGCACUGAACUCCUGCUCAAAGCAUUCACCGAUCAGCUGAGGAAGAUCUCCAGGGAUGCAGGGAUGCCCAUCCAGGGUCAGCCUUGCUUCUGUAAAUACGCCCAGGGAGCGGACAGCGUGGAGCCCAUGUUCAGACACCUCAAGUACACCUACCAGGGCCUCCAGCUGGUGGUGGUCAUCCUGCCGGGGAAGACUCCUGUCUACGCUGAGGUGAAGCGUGUUGGGGACACAGUUCUUGGCAUGGCCACGCAGUGUGUGCAGGUGAAGAAUGUCCAGAAGACGACGCCUCAGACCCUCUCCAACCUCUGUCUGAAGAUCAACGUCAAGCUGGGCGGCGUGAAUAACAUCCUCCUCCCGCAGGGCAGGCCGUUGGUCUUCCAGCAGCCGGUGAUCUUCCUUGGUGCAGAUGUGACUCAUCCUCCUGCAGGAGAUGGAAAAAAGCCUUCCAUCGCUGCUGUCGUUGGUAGUAUGGAUGCGCAUCCCAGCAGAUACUGUGCCACAGUGCGAGUGCAGCAGCACCGCCAGGACAUCAUCCAGGACCUGGCCACCAUGGUGAGGGAGCUGCUCAUCCAAUUCUACAAGUCCACCCGCUUCAAGCCCACCAGAAUCAUCUACUACCGCGACGGCAUCUCUGAAGGCCAAUUCAACCAGUCACAGGUCCUUCAGCAUGAGCUGCUGGCGAUCCGGGAGGCUUGCAUCAAACUGGAGAAGGACUACCAGCCGGGCAUCACCUUUGUGGUCGUGCAGAAGAGACAUCACACGAGACUGUUCUGUAUGGACAGAAACGAGAGGGUUGGGAAGAGUGGCAACAUUCCUGCUGGCACCACAGUGGACACCAAAAUCACCCACCCAUCAGAGUUUGACUUCUACCUGUGCAGUCACGCUGGCAUUCAGGGUACCAGCAGGCCGUCUCAUUACCAUGUGCUCUGGGAUGACAACCACUUCUCUGCAGAUGAACUGCAGGUCCUGACCUAUCAGCUCUGCCACACCUAUGUGCGCUGCACCCGCUCAGUCUCCAUCCCAGCACCAGCUUACUACGCCCAUCUGGUGGCUUUCAGAGCUCGCUAUCACUUGGUAGACAAAGAGCACGACAGUGCUGAGGGCAGUCACACAUCAGGCCAGAGCAACGGACGGGACCAACAGGCCUUGGCUAAGGCCGUGCAGAUCCACCAGGACACCCUGCGUACCAUGUACUUUGCCUGAGUGCAGACCAAACCAGGUUGGCGUGGGUGAGACCCCGCUGAUGGAGCACACUAGCCCUCGCUGUCUCACUGUCAGCUGUAGAUAGCGUCACAGUGGCUCCCCAUAGUGAUCUCCCUACCAGACUGAUCUGUCAGUUACUCAUAUGUCUACAAUUGUACUUCAGCCCCCGACCCACCCAAAUUAAGCCAGCGAUUAGACUGUAAGAUGCAAAAGCAUCCCUCGUUCUUGGGGUUUGUGCCGAAAGAGGUUUUAUUUUCAUGUUGUGCAUAAGUGUGUGUGUAUUAUUUGUAGGGAAAUAAGUAUGAAAGCAAAAGGACAAGUUUGUACACUGAUAGAAAAGAACUACAUUUUUAGACCGAUGGGCCGUAUCAUUUUACAUUGAGUUAUUUAUGAUUUGGAAGAAGCCGGUUUACCCUUCUCCUGUUAGUUAGGGUCUUUGUUAUGAAGGGAGAACUAUCCCAUCCAUCAAAAGAUAAAUGGGAGGGGGGGGGGGCUGGUUAUUAUUAUAUGCCUAAAGAUUUGCCCCUCUAAGAAACAUUAUUUAUCAGCAAUCAAAGCAGAGUGCACUGACCAGAAUGGGUGCUUCAAUCAGGACACAAGUACUUAAUAUAUUGGGGUUAUGUGUGAUUUUCACAUGGGGCACUAUGUGAUGAACAGUGCCAUUCGACCACCUUCUGUUGUCAUCUCUGUGUGAAGUAGGAAAUAUUAGGCCCACAGAUGCGGGGGUUUCAGUAUCUUUCUUCGAUGGACACAGACGACCAGUUAAUGCCAAACCUGGUGACAAUUCAUUUACUAAAAGAGGAUUUGCAUCAGGUUUGUUAUCAACCCUUUAACCAACACUUUUCAGUUUAUUCUAGAUAAGGGGGUUCAGUGUUGAGAUAAGAACAUUUAAAAGCAGCGAUUUGAUCUGCCUCUCUUCUUAGGCUAAACCGACGUCGCCAACGACCCCUUUGUUCCCAUGCCUGGGUGUUUUGGGACCAGUUCCCAAAAAAACGAUACCUUUCUAAUGUAGUCUGAGCCGUGUUUGUAAAAGACACAUGAUUUAGAAUUCAGCGUAGAGGGGAACUUCUUUUCCUUUUCUGUUUUUAUAGUCUUUCAUGUAGCUGACUCAUGUUUUAGACCUUUAGGUAUUUGUGAUGAAUGUUUCUUUCCUUUCCUUUUUACACAUUAACCCUACUUGUGAUGUUUUAUUGUAAAUAGCAGCAGGAUAGUGUUUUCUGCAGUUUCUUUGUCAGAGAGGGAUAUUUGUGUGGCGUCUCGAUAUCCAGGCAUUCGGUACAUUGGUGUGAAAGCUGCAACAUUUAGGAGUAAAACUGAUUAAAUUCCCUUAAAAAAAACAUGGUUUGCUCGAUAAACUAGGAGCAGUCGUCGCACAAAAGCUUGGGUUUUAUGCAAAUGACUUUUUGUGAGUCUUUAUAUGAUAUAGUAAUGUCGGUAAGGUAUAUUUUGAAUAAGCUCUCAGUGGAGGAUGCUGAAAAUAUAAAGAUUUUCUUUUUUAAUUGCCCACAUGUAGUCUAAAUUAACACUGUCUAUUUGUAUAAAGAUUAUAAAUGUUCUCUUGCCUUCUAAGACUGUUACGGUCUUACUAAUAAUUCUAUACAUUUCCUAACAUCCCAUCUAAGUUUUACUACUAAGUUAAGCUCGCUGAGGUUCGCAUAGUCUUGAUUGGACGCGAGUAGUCUAUAUUUUCUAACUAUGCAUCAUUUUUAACCAAGACAUUUAGCAUUGGGGUUUGUGGGUCAUUUAAAGGGGUAGAUGAUCAGGGUUUUGUUGUCGUCGUUUUUUUUAGCAUGUUGCAUUUAGUAGCGUUUCUUAGUGCUUAUCAGCGUCUUCAUGCCUUUCUAACGGGAUGAAGCAUUUGUGGUCAUUUGUAGAUUUUAUAGCCUAAAAAAAAUUGGUGUAUCCUUUGUAACACACAAUCUUUCUUAGCCAAACAAGAUUACAAACUUUUACAUGAUUGAUAUUCAAAACACAUGGAAGCACAAAAAGGACAUCUUGGGUUCAGGUGCUAGAAGUUUUCACUGUAAAACACCUUAAAUCCUCACUGGACUGGUUGGUGGACAACGAGACUUUUUAUCUAAAAAAAAAAAAAUGUUGAGGAUCUUUUCUCUCCCUUUGAUGACGUCUCCGUUUUAUCCUUUUUACUCAUAACCUGUAAAACAAAUCGAAAUCCGACUGACUGUGUUUGUGGGGCAUUCUGAAAAAUCAGUUACUUGAUAUUUACUGUUAUGAUGUCAAUAUUGUUCUUAUCGGUGCUGGUCUCACAACAUGUAAAUUUGGAUGCACUUUUGAUAGCAGAACGUCGGUAUGACUUCUAUAGAUGUUUGUUCCUCAAUGGAAGCAGGAGGCUCGGCCAUAUUGCGUGACACUGGUGUAAUUGUAUGGAAAUGGCCGUGUGUUCUACCUCUUGUUACCUGUUUUAGUGUUAUGGUAACAUCACACUGCUGGCCAUUUCUGUAUAAUUACCCCUGCUAUCUAUCUAAUUGGCAUUGUUUGAGUCUUGCAUUGACAGUAGAGGUGUUGUGUGCAUGGCGCUUUAUCAGUUCAUGUAGUAGUGUGAUAUUUUAUUUCAUAUUUUACUCAAACUGAUAACAGAGAAUGUGUUCCAUUUACGGGCUUUGAGCGUUGAGCUGUACGACCAAAUUCUUGAAGUGUGUUUGUAUUCACACACAGCUUUCCCUUUUUGGUUUUCCUUUUUAUUCUAUGCACCAGGUAUAUGAGACUUUUUUGUUUUUACGCUUUCAUUUCCAACAAAUUCAAAGCCCACAUUAGCUUUGAUCACUGCGUAUUCUUGAGUUGGAGAAGUUGUCAAUGCGCCCGAGCGGUGCUGCUAAUCUGACUGUUAAAGUUGCUUGCAAAGUAAAAAACAAUAAAGGACAACCACACGCUUACAUAAUGUGAUAAUAGGAUUGUAAGCUAUUGUAUUCAGGAAAGCUUUCAUAAAUUAAACAUCAAAUACCAACUUUCUGAUUAUUGGAGACAGAAGAAGGUCGAGCCAUGGUGUUGGGUCUGCGUUUGAAAAUGUGCAUGUCGUUGUGUAGAAAGUGGGAAAGUGUCCUAAAGGAUGGCGUGCUGAAAGUCGGAACAUCAAGGAGUCUUUUCAGGAGAUGCCUAUGUACUCGUUAGUUCUUCUUUCCUGUUUUACAUUACCUUUACCAGCAACUUAAAUGGCAGAUCAGAACGGCAUUGCUUUUCCCGGAAAUAAAACUAAAACAUUUGACAAUGUUGUUUUUGCACUAAACAAGAAUGGACUUUUGUAGCUGUUGCAGCUUUAAGGAGUGUCUAUCCGGUGGCAGACUGGCAGCUGUUUUUUUAUUUACAAAGGAGCAGUCGGCCUAGGCUUUUUAAAAUACAAGAGGCGUAGCCAACAGGCUUCAGAGCCUCAGUGUGCGCUCUCGCUCUUUAGAAAGCCAAGCCUGCUGAUCGAGAUGGAUUCUACCUAGCUAACCAGCAUUCAACAUGUCGUCUUGGAAAAAUAUCCUAAAGCCUUUUUAAAUGUUUAAAAAAAAAAGAGUGAAGCUUGUAGGUGGUUUGCCUUUGUACAGUGACAGGGGAGAAAGGUGCUUUAUGCAAAACAAAAUAACUGACAGAUGUUGAAUAGAGCCGACUAGCUAUGGACAGAGGCUUGGAUCCCAAAGUGCUGUGUGAGGAUGAAGUGUAGUUUGACACGUUCACAAUGAAUAGACAGAAUAAAGGCUUCUUUAUGUGUCAGAGCCCAGCAUAAACUAUACAUAUCAAGAUUCAGAAGAGGCGUUUUACAUCAAUCUGCUUGAUCAUAACGAGUCAAUAAUGUGUUUUGAACAAACAAUUGCCUGACACAACAGCCUGGAUGAAUGUGGCACUGCUUUAUGUUUAACAGUGCUGAAGUUAAUGCGUUAUGGCCGAUGGUAUGGUGGUAACCCUAAUGACAUCACUUCACCUCUGUCUGUUUUUCUGUCCAAAACUAGGACAAAGCAGGUUGUAGAAGUGGCUGGUUUUUUAAGAUAAGUUGCAUAUCAUGAGUUCAAUUUCAAAUCCUGUUUCUUUAUUUUGUAAGUAUGUUCAACAAUAGGGUUGAAAGAGGCUGAGGUGAUAUUCCUCCAAUUGUAACGAUCAGCCUGUUUACCUUUUUGCUUUUGAAUGGUCUUGGAAUAAAAUCAUGCUCGACAACCUAUAAAUCAGUUUUUUUCCAAACUAAGACCCGAUGUAUAGUAGCGUCUCUCUCUGCCUCUCAUCCGUCUCUUGUAGAGAAAUUAUUCCUGACAUAAAGACACCUCUUGUAGAGUAGAAACCUAUUUUCCUAGCUCCAAAUAUUAACAAUGAAUGUACUUAGAGCCUGUGUGAUUUGUAAUAUCGUACAGGCUGUCCAUCUAGUACAUUUAUACUCAUGUUUGCCUCUUGUGUACAGCCUUUUCUUUUGGGUGUUUUUCUCUUAUUUAUAGGUUAUAAUAAUUUCAGAAAGUAUUAUGUUUUCUUUAAUAUUCCAUUUAUUAAGAUAUCGCCCACAUCGCAGUUGGUAUCUUUCAUUUCGUCACUGAGGAGGUAUACAGGUUGUUUGUUUCUCUGUUUCCGGCGUCACGCUUGUGUGAGUUGCUGUAACAUAAGAGCCGUGUGUGUAUAUAUAUGGUGGUUGCUUUGAUGUGUGAUCUUGUUUGCUGUUAGUUUUUGGCUUCUGCUUUAGCCCCUCGGUCUGAUAUUCCUUUCCUUUUUAAAAUCCUCCCCGAAUUCAGCUCACUAACUCAUCAGCGCGAGCCACUUGAAAGCAAAGAGAGCUAAGGUUUUUGUUUGAGUGUUGCUUGUGUUCCUUACUUUUGCUAAUAGUAUGACAACACAGCCGUUUGUAUGUAUUUUCAUAAGUACAUUGUAUCAUAUACAUGGCGUUCAGCUGGCUUCAGCAAGCCUGCGUCUCCUCUUAUUCCUUGAUAAACCUUUCUGAAUCAUGCUUUUUCCUUGACCGACAGUCAUUAUCAUGCCAAUGUCCAAUCAAUUACCUGUAGCCAUGUGACACUGGGGGGGGGGGUGUCCACAAGGUCUUUGCAGUUAAAGUUUACCUAUAUCAUUGAUUUUAUCUACACAUCUAAAUUAUUGAGCACAAAUUUUAAAUGGGCUACUGGUAGACCUGAACGAAGAAGCGUUAGGCCACACGUCCACCGGACGCAGCUACAUCACAUUUUGGUUGUUGCGCCUGGGGUUUAAUCCGAAAUGUACUUUGUUUAAAGUGCUAACUAGCUAAUGUUAGCAUACUAACAUAUAUAUGGUUCCCAAUUUUUAGAAUCCUUAUACACAAAGAUGCUAAAUUUGGAAGGAUUAUGCAUGCUAAAAUUAAACAUGUUAGCAUUUUCAUUGUUAGCAUAUUAGCAUGCUGACAUUGGUGUUCAGCUCUACAAACUGCUAUGCUAAAGUUCAGGCUAACAGGCUAGAUUCUUUUCAUGUUUCAGUUACAUAUUGAAAACAGAUUUGCAGCUUUAUGAUCAAUCAUGGAUUACCGUUCACAGCACGCCGUCAUGAAUUGUCAGUAAAUAUAGGCGUGUCUGUACAUUAACAAGGGACUUUAUAGCUUCAUACGCGACAAACUAGAAUAGCAGAGCUGAGAAAUUGGGUUCAAGCAAGGAUGGGUCCCAUGAAUCUCUGGCAGGCGUAAGCUAUCUGAAAUGUUUGGUAGCUGCGAUCGUUGGACAUUUGUGUCUGUAGAGUAGAACCGUUACCGAGCUUCACCAAACCAAACCAAACCAAUGCCAUCCAUCUGAUUUACAACAUGUAUCCAAUGCAAGACUUGUGGGUAUUUUUUUAUUUUCAAAGCAUUUCUAGUCUUCAGAAUGACUUGGCUUUUUAUUUACCAACUUGAAAAAAACUACCUCAGAGCAGUGUCAGGUGCUAGCUAAUAUUAGCCCUCAUUUAUAAUAAUGGUAACAAAAUCAAAAAAUAGUUGUGACCAAACCAAUACAAGCCAAUAUUGUGUGAGACCACUGCUCUUUUCUUGAACCUUAAUAAAUGGAAAACCAAGUGAUCGUGUUUGACUGGUUGGUUUGCUUUAGUUGGUUACAUUCUAGGGGACCACAUUUUUGUAAUUGGGAGACUAAUUGUUUCAUGCAAGUCACACAAAAAAACAACUGAGCACAACCUGGGACUCAUGUGGGGAAGUAAACUGAAAUCCUAACUGGAGCAUAAAGUAAUUACAUCACUAUGACAAUGUGUCGGCCAUAUUGAGGAAUGUUUGUAGUGGCGGUGUUAUGGAAAUAUGUAUGUACAGCAAUAAUGUUGGUGCGUUGGACGAGGAUCUUGGGUAAUUAGUCUUUACAGCAGUCUGUCUUCUUAAUGUAGGUCAUGGCAACGUUCAAUGGACUUCGAGUUAGCAGGACAAAACUUUGCAAAUAGGUCAUUUAAUUCCUCUCAAUAUUAGAAGCUUCUUCUGUUUUUCCAGAAUGUUAAAAUGAUUAGGUUUCAUGCUGGAUAUAGCCACUCCACCUUAUCAUAUGCCUACAUUUCCCUGCCGUGUUGACCCAGUACUGCAAUAAAACCUGGAUCCCUGUUUUUUUACUCUCUUCAUUUCCGCUUCUCUUACGAUAUGCCAAACUCAACGCUGUUUUCAUAAGGGUUAUAAGAUGUAGUUUUUGCAUGUGACAAUUCACAAAGGGAAUAUACACAUACUUUACAAUGUAGCAGAGCAUUGUAAGCUUCAGCGAAAGGUACAAUGAGGCUGUGCGGCGAUUAACUGCAGAUUGUUGUGAUCCAGUCUAAAACAACAACAACAUCCGGUGUGUUUGUUCGUAGUGGUUCUAUGUGUGCCUUUUGUCGGAUCUCUCUCUUCUCCAUCUGCCCCAACAUUGGGUUUGUGAGUCCUGUUUAAACACAAAGGUUUGACAAAGUCUGCUGCGUCACAUAUGAUAUAAUUUGUAAUUACCUGCAACCGUGUAGAUGCUGCAUAGAACGAUCAGUAUUUGUGUGUAUGCACUUUCAAAGCAGUCUCAAAAAGAAAUGAGGUUGGGCGGAAAGUCAAAAAGAAAUAACUGACGAGGUAUUUUAUGCUAUCAAUAGGAAUUAUAAGGAAUAAUAUGAUUUUGAAGAGCUUUUCUAAAAAGGUUGAUAUAUCUAUAUAUAUUCAUGGAGUACCUCAUAUGCCUGAUAUAUGCUGCAUUGACUUUUUUUCUGUAGUGUACUUCAUAUUGUCCAAUAACAUUUUAAUUUUUUCCCCCUUUUGGGAGGUUUGAAUGUCACUACAGGCUGUGCACACGCCACAACCAUUAAAUCCCAUUCUCUUGAAACAAAAGAGUGUGUUUGUGGCCAAAUGAUAACGUGUCAUUUAUGCAAUUUCUACGCAAAUCUCAUAAUCUCACAUCAUAUUUCUGUGCUCUGUCUUUUUUGUUUGUGUAGCCAAAAAAAUAAAUAAUCGGGUUUAGUUGACGAAAGCGCACUCCAAGCGUCCUGCGAGGCUCUGUGGUAUGACACGACCGUUGACUCAGGUAUUGUCGUGAAAAGGGCUGAAUCUGCUUACUGUGUCCCCGUCCCGAACCUCCCCCUUCUGCACCUUUGUCUUAAAAAAAAAAUAGCCUUAGAUAUACACGUGAGGUUCCUAUUUGGCCUUAAAAGUUGAACAAAUUAUGCACUACAAUUUCACAGACUUGACAGAGAGCUCGAUUCCCGCUCAGACACGUUUGUUGAAGAGUUUGCGUUGUCAUUGCCGUGUUAUCUACCUCCUAUGAAUGUAGGGGCUGUCCUGGAGUUGUAGUCGAAUGCAAAACUUUUCUCGCUUAUUUAAGGAAGACAGAGGACAAUCUGUAGUUUCUUUUAAAUAAAAUACAAAAUGUAUUCCCCUAUUCAUUCAUACGUAGAUUCCAGGACACUCCAUUUUUCUUGUUUUUCUCCCCUCAUUGGCCAUGUUCAUUUUAUACCUUGUAUUUUCAUUGUAAGCCAUGAUGGAGAAGCAAAGUGACCAAAGUCUCUUGGCAAAGGCAGCGCUGCACAGCUGUGUGAAUUCAAACCUCCCUUCAUUGUGUCAUUCUGAGCUCGUUUUGAGUUGUUUUAUUUUAUUCUUUUCUAUCUCUUUCUCCUCCCUUAUUUAAACCACGACAUGCCAAAACUGAAUUUGCUGUCAUUCCUGUUCUGGUUGGGGUCUUUAUGUUGCUGAUUUUUAAUUUGUUCACAUCCACUGCUAAGCUCCUCGUUUCUUCUUGUUGUUGUAAAAGGUGUAAGCUUUGAUUUCUAUUUUACAUUUCCUUAUUUUUGUUAACAAUUUAUGCUUACAGAACACAAGAUAUGCUGUAAACCCUGUUAGGACAUAAUGUGAAUACGUAUCACUUAAUAUAGUUCACUAUUUGGCUUGACUGUAAGUUGCGUUAAUUAAUAAAAAUGUUUUAAAAAGUU
Molecule: messenger RNA, 11180 nt
Organism: Eleginops maclovinus (Patagonian blennie)
Lineage: Eukaryota; Metazoa; Chordata; Actinopteri; Perciformes; Eleginopidae
Gene: ago2
Product: argonaute RISC catalytic component 2
Exons: 20
Coding region: 207-2840 (877 amino acids)
Biological process (GO): regulation of DNA-templated transcription; regulatory ncRNA-mediated post-transcriptional gene silencing
Cellular component (GO): RISC complex
Molecular function (GO): endoribonuclease activity, cleaving siRNA-paired mRNA; single-stranded RNA binding; protein binding
Source: RefSeq, a predicted model, not a curated record